This is a messenger RNA of Vicia faba (fava bean), 687 nucleotides long. The record is from the annotation of a GenBank genome assembly. Lineage: Eukaryota; Viridiplantae; Streptophyta; Magnoliopsida; Fabales; Fabaceae.
AUGUCUUUCUCAAAAGCUGGAGAACUGUGGGCAGAACUUGUGAAUAAUAGAGGUUUUGAAGCAGAAACUUCUAUUAAUGGGACCUCAAAUAUUUAUCCAUGGAUAAUUAUUGGAGAAAAUCAACCAUCCAUUAUUAUAUCAAUGGAGAGUUCUUCUUGUUUUGAGCCUAAUAAAAUUGUAUUACAUAUGGAUGUUUUUUGUCAUAAAAAAUUUUGUCCACGUGGUGGUGUUGUUUCAUUUGUUGGAUAUGAUAAUGGUAUCAAAUUAGCUUCAAUCAAAAUAAGAUCUUCUAGAGUUAAUGUUACAAAGUGGAGUAAAAUGAAAACAAUUCUUGAAGCCAAAAGUACUAAUCACAAUUCAAAUCUACAAAUAACAACAACCAAAACAGGAGUAUUAUGGUUAGAUCAAAUCUCAGCCAUGCCUUUAGAUACAUAUAAGGGUCAUGUAAUUCAGGAUCUUGGUGCAUAUCCAAUAUGGGUGUUUAAUAAUGGUAUUAGUCAUCAUGAUGAAAUUUAUACAUCUGCAAUUUCACCAUUUGUACAAGAAGCCCUAGAUGGUAUUGAGUUUGCUAUAGGGUCUGUUGAAUCAAAAUGGGGUUCUCUUAGAGCUUCCAUGGGACAUCCAAAGCCAUUUGAUUUGAGAUAUGUUGGAAUUGGAAAUGAAGAUUGUGGUAAAUAUAACUAUUAA